This is a messenger RNA of Tinamus guttatus (white-throated tinamou), 916 nucleotides long. The record is from RefSeq and is a predicted model, not a curated record. NCBI's taxonomy places the organism in Eukaryota, Metazoa, Chordata, Aves, Tinamiformes, Tinamidae.
UUUGAUUAUCCUUGUGUUUCUACAAGCUAUUGCAGAUCGCAAGCCUCUGGUAAAGUAAUAACUGGAGAGGAACAUUUUUCAAGCAAGAAGUGCCUAGCUUGGUUUUACGAAUAUGCAGGUCCUGAUGAAGUUGUGGGGCCAGAAGGAAUGGAAAAGUUCUGUGAAGACAUUGGUGUUGAGCCUGAAAAUAUUAUUAUGUUAGUUUUAGCCUGGAAGCUAGAGGCUGAAAGCAUGGGAUUUUUUACCAAGGAAGAAUGGUUAAAGGGGAUGACCUCAUUACAGUGUGACUGUACAGAGAAAUUACAGAGUAAAUUUGACUUCUUGCGGUCACAAUUGAAUGACAUUUCAUCCUUUAAGAAUAUUUACAGAUAUGCCUUUGAUUUUGCAAGGGAUAAAGACCAACGAAGUCUGGAUAUUGAUACUGCAAAAUCCAUGUUAGCUCUUCUACUUGGAAGAACUUGGCCACUGUUUUCAGUAUUUUACCAAUACCUGGAGCAAUCGAAAUAUAGAGUUAUGAACAAGGAUCAGUGGUACAAUGUGUUAGAAUUCAGCAGAACUGUCCAUGCAGAUCUUAGUAACUAUGAUGAAGAUGGUGCAUGGCCUGUACUUCUGGAUGAAUUUGUUGAAUGGCAAAAAGUUCGUCAAGCGUCAUAGCAAGAAAAAUUUGGAAGAAAAUGCAAAAGUUUUUUGAUGCCCACCUCUAUACAAACUAAUGAGAAAAACAAAGGAUUGCAUUUUCAUUCUUAUGAAAGACUUUACAGUAAUUUUUUUCCUUUUCUAAGGAAUUUUCUUGUUACAUGUGAUAUGGGCAUUGAACCACACCUCUUCUGAGACUGAAAGUUGGAGUUUUUGUUUUGAGUCUUAUGUUUAUAGCAUUUAUUUCAGAACAAUAAAGAUUCAGAUUUGUGACAAAGGC